Messenger RNA from Scleropages formosus (Asian bonytongue), 11316 nucleotides. It is a transcript of the gene ehbp1l1a, whose product is annotated as EH domain binding protein 1-like 1a. Gene Ontology annotation, molecular function: protein binding. The record is from RefSeq and is a predicted model, not a curated record. Lineage: Eukaryota; Metazoa; Chordata; Actinopteri; Osteoglossiformes; Osteoglossidae. The transcript has 32 exons. Bases 251 to 10828 code for a protein of 3525 amino acids.
CCCGCGCGCCACUGAAGCUCGAGACGCGGCGCCGCGCAGUGCCCGCCGACACACACAGGGGGGGCGAUGGAGCGGGACGUGUCUCGCCUGUAGCGCCUCUCCGAGGGGACAGGGCACGGCGGGACACCGGCGUGGGACACCGCGGGACCCCGCGCGCACGGCACUCCGCGCUCCUCCGCGAGCCUCCUUCCAUUGAUGUGCCCGUUAAAUAAAGAGUCACAGGGAAGCCAGAGAGAAAGAGGCGGCCGACAUGACUUCGGUGUGGAAGAGGCUGCAGCGCGUGGGCAAGAAAGCCUCCAAGUUCCAGUUCGUGGCGUCCUACCACGAGCUCACCGUGGAGUGCACCAAGAAGUGGCAGCCAGACAAAUUGAGAGUGGUGUGGACCAGGAGAAGCAGACGGAUCUGUUCUAAACUCCAUGGCUGGCAGCCCGGGAUCAAAAACCCAUACAGGGGCACAGUAGUGUGGCAGGUGCCUGAAAAUGUGGAACUCACAGUCACCCUAUUUAAGGAUGUCAACGCUGAAGAGUUUGAAGAUAAAGACUGGACAGUUGUUAUCGAGAAUGAAUCGAGGGGCCGUCGCAAGCUGCUGGCUUGCGUAGAAGUAAACCUGAGAAAGUAUGCCGGCGCCACGCCUACCCAGACAGAAUUGAUGCUGCAGCUGCGGCCGCUGUCGGUCAAAGUGGUGGAGGCCUCACUCAAGCUGUCUCUGUCAUGCAUCUUCCUCAAAGAGGGCAAGGCCACUGAUGAAGACAUGCAGAGCCUGGCCAGUCUGAUGAGCAUGAAGCACUCUGACAUCGGGAACCUGGAAGACUUCAACGAAAGCGACGAGGAGGAGGACAGAAAGCCAGUUGCUGGAGUUACUGGACUGAUCAUUGCAACACCAGCACAGAGGGUUCAUGAUCAGGAGUGGAGACCCGUGAUGGUGACGUGCCCAUCUGCACUAGCUCCAACAGCCAAUGAAAUGGAGCAAAGUGGCAGUGUUGGCCCUGCACCUGACUCCUCCAUCCUGCCGCGGCCCCCCCAGAGUCCACUCCAUAACCCUUUUGUUAUACUCCCCCCACCUGUCCGCAACCGGUACCCUGACGCGCAGACGCGCACUUCUCCCUAUGCCUACACAGUGCCCGCGUUUGUCCGCGCCCACCCACCAGCACUGCCGAAAAUCUUCCAUCCCCCCGUGGCCUCAGCCCCCAUGUCUAUAGUGCAGGGGUCUCUGGGGGGCAGCUCUAAUCCUGCGACUGAUGUUGGCCACCCAGCUGAGGCCUCCUUGGUCUCUACAGUGUCCAGCUCAAGACCCCUUCCCUCCCAGCCCUCGUCCACCUCCAGCUCACCUGCUUUCCCUCAAUCUUCUCACCCUGGGGUCCUUCAGACAGCGUGCUGUCCUCUGACUCGAACCAAUGCCUUGAGGCCACAGAGUGCCUCUGCCUCUCGGUUCCCCAAUAUCCCUGUUAGUUCUUCCCCACCGGGGGGCCAUCAGCCGAAGGCAACUCUGGCCGCUCUCCCUGAACCGGGCUGCGUCCUCACCAGGCCCGCCAGCCUGCCCUCUGCCCCGCACACAGGUACCACCCUGGCACAUGUCUCAGCACCCUGGCAGAGUGAGUGGAGGCCUCCCAAAGCACAGGCGGCUCUGUCGUCUGGCCUUUCUCCGUCCUAUUUUGGCACCUCUCCCACUGACACUAUGCAAACAGAGCCGAGCUUGAAGGCUUUGUGCGAUCUCACCAUGCCUUUGAGCCCCUCCCUUCCAGAAGCCCCUCCCUCAUCUCCUGUAUUGUUCAAUCAGGACCCUGCAACUCACCCUGCUUGUACCUUAGGUGUUUCACAUACCUCAGCGGUACAGUAUACUUCUACAGGUUCAGCAAUACCUGUCCCUAGUGUUUCUCCUUUACCUGUCUCUACUGUUUCUGAUUCACCCACUCAUCCCCUCUCACCUGUAUCUGCCCUUACUGACUAUACUCCACAUAGCCCUGCUGUUUCACCCAUACCUGGUCCUGGUUCAUCUUUACCAGCCCCUGUUGUUUCACUCAGAAGUGCCCCUAUUUGUCAUUUGACCGCAGCCCCUAUUCCAUCCAUUUCUGCCCCUGUCUGUACUAUUUCAACCACACCUGCCCUCAGCGAUUCACAAAUACCUGCCCCUAGUAUGUACCCUAUGUAUUCACCUAGUUCUGUUGAAGCUCCUUUACUUGCCUCUUGCCCUACUGCUGCUCCUGUACCUGCUGCUCCUGCCCUUUGCCUUAUCUCUGUCCCACCCCCUGCUGUGGCUGAGGCACUGCCCGCUGUCGCCCAGUCAGAUUACAUUUCUGUGCCUUCUGCCCUGGGGAAUGGUCCUACUGUGGUUCCUAGCACCUCUUUUCAAACCCCAUGCCCCAUUCCCCUUGAGACCCCAGCGACUCAAGUCUCUCCUCUGAAGCAGUUUUACAAGCCUAUCCAGCCAGAGGGCUUCUCCUCACCUGACACACUCAGUGAUGUCCAGAGACACCUGAGCACACUAACAGAAGAAGAUGACUACUCUGUUUCUGCAGUAGAGCAGCAUGAUUCAUUGAAGCCCCAGGUUGCACAGGCCACACCCCUUAGCAUCAGCAAGCCAGAUGAUUCCCGGACCCCCCGCAGCGCUAGCAGCAUCAGCAUUGCUUGCCCCCCCUCCUUUUCCAAAGAGCCAAGAGCCAAUGAGCAGACGUGUGCCACAGAACCAACGAGACACCAAACUGGCCUGGCACCAAAGCCAAUACCGGGCAUGGCUAUUCUUCAGCCAUCUUGUCCAAGAGUUGCCAGAGUUCCAGGUUUUCCAUCACUGACUGUCAAGACAGACGAAGCCUUGGUAGAAAAGUGGCUGGUGGAAAAGCCUCCAAUUUGGGAAAAGUUAAAUAAAGACAAGUCAGAACGUGCCUUGGUUCUGUGUGAGGACUUGGAUGGAAAGUAUGAUGACAAAGGCGCUUUCAAAAGAAUGGCUGCUCUAGUUCCAUGUUGUCCAAGAGCAGCCAAGAUUCCCGGUUUUCCAUCUGUGCAGAAAUCAAAGGUGCCAGAAGUCCAGAUACCAAGAAUGUUAAGCCUUCUGCCUUGUUGCCCAAAUAUAGCCAGUGUUCCUGGUUUCCCUUCAAGAAAGCAAAUGUGGACUGAGGAGGCCCAAGUACAAUUAUGGCCCGUGGACAGAAGUCCACUUUGGAAAAGGGAAGCAUUGAAACCAGUGAUAAUCCUGUCAUCUUUUCAAACACAGGAUAAAACAUAUAAAAACAAAGAAAUAAUUCAGAUGAUGGGAAAUCUCCUUCCGACAUGCCCAAGUGUGACAAGUAUUCCUGGAUUCCCCUGUGCACAGUUGCCUAAACUAAAGGAUGCCUCAUUUAAUGAGAAGCCGAGCAUUUCAGCUCUUCUUCCAUGUUGCCCUCAAAUAUCUGCCAUUCCUGGUUUCCCUUCGAAACAGCUAGUAAAAUAUGAGGUGUGUGAACAAAAUAUGUAUUUCAGUGACAAGAAAAUCAUCUGGCAGAUGCCAAAAAAGCAAAGACUUAAACUUGACUGGUUUUUUUCUCCAUCCCUGGACAGAUCAGACAUUUUUAAAUCCAUGAUGUUUCUAGUACCAUCUUGCCCAAAUGUAGCCAGUAUUCCUGGGUUCCCUUCUGUGCCGAAAGAACGCAAAACUUUAGUGGAAAAGGUUCAAAGGAUGGAAAAUCUUCUCCCGUCUUGCCCAAAAUUUUCAAGAAUUUCUGGGUUUCCGUCAUCAGGGCUAGUUCAUCCUGAAGUUCAAAAGGAAGACUGGAUGUUGAUGAAAAAGCUGCACCUGGAAAAGCCGUUGAAACAGAAGCAAGUACAGAUAUCCUUCCGAAACCUAUCUGGAGUGUAUGCAGACAGAAAGGUCAUAGAAGGCAUGGCGGUCUUAGCACCAUCUUGUGCAAGAGUAGCCAGUAUUCCUGGGUUCCCCUCAUUGCUAAGGCAACUAAGGAGAGAAGACACUUCUGAAGAGGUGAUGUACUCAAUGACUACUAUGAGGACAUCUUGUUCAAGAGUAUCAAGAAUAUCUGGCUUUCCUUCUUUGCAGCCAGCCAACUCAGAAGAAAUUCGAAUCAAAGUCUGGUCAUUUGAUAAAGAACCAUUGUGGCAAAAGCCACUGAAGCACAGCCAAGUUUGCUACUUGGAACCUUGUUCUACCCUUUCAAGAUUAGAAGAAGACAAGGAAAUGAUAAGACACAUGACAGCUUUGAUGCCUUGUUGCCCAAGAGAAGCUAGGAUUUCUGGAUUCCCUUCUGGCUACUUACAGCCCUCCAGCUGUCAAUCCCAGCUUGUUUCAUUUAGAAGCCAUACUGAGUUAAAGAUGAUAUUAGAUGACAAAAUCUUUGCUCCUCCGGAUGGAACUACAGGGCCUAGUCAUCAGGAAUACACUUCUGGUAUUCCAUCAUGGAGUACAAUGGAAAAGAAUUCAGUCAAAGAAUCUUCAUCACAUCUAAUGAUGGGAUCCCAGAUACUGAAGGAACAGGAGGAGCCAGAUUGGACCACUCUGGAAAGUGGGCUCUUGCAUUGCAGAAUGUGGCACUCUAUUCCCAUAGAUAUGCCAUUACUCUUGACCAUUAGAGAGAGCCCCAGGGGUGUGGUUGCCAUCCCUGGGACUACCUCUCUGAUGCCAAAUAAAAACAUAGACACCAAACUGAGAAGCCGUGAAAUCCCUCAACGCCCCUCCUCGCCCCCACCCCUUACGCUCAAACCUGAAAUCCAGCUCCCCAGGAGUGGUCUGCCUCUGUUCUCUACAAUAGAUGUUGAUUUGUAUGAAGAGAUACAUGAUGAGCGAAAAACACCAGGCAGUCAAUUAACUAAUGAGACACUGGUCCAAGCAGGAAGCCUGUUGUGGGAUGCAGUGGAAAAAACUAAGGGUGAAGGACCCAAGCCAGAAUCUGGAAUGGACCUGGUGGCUAAUGAGAGUAUUUCAGAUGAGCGGCAGGAGGAGGAUAUCUUCUGCACAGAGGGUCCAAGAAAGACAAACGUGGAGAUGAUACCUAUAAGUAUGGUUGAUCUGCGGCCAACUUGUUCAACAUUUGGAAAACUUCCUGGGUUUCCAUCCUUAAAUGUGCCCAACAAAAUGGAAUCUAAUGGAGAAGACUGGCCAGUGGAUAGGAGAUUGUUAUGGGAGAAACCAAUGAAAUUAAAAUCUGAGCUGACUGUACCACUCUGUUUGGACACUUCAGAAAUAGACCACGAAGGAAUAAAAUAUAUGGCUGCCCUUUCACCAACAUGCCCAAGGAUAGCCAGAAUUUCUGGUUUCCCCUGUACACAGUUAUCAAAGAAAACCCAAGUGGAUCAGGUGCCAAACAUGUCAGUUCUUCUGCCAUGUUGUCCAACACUAUCAACGAUUCCUGGUUUCCCUAGUAGAAAACAGCUUGAGUUAGAUGAAUGUUACAAGAAAAUGUGGCAUACCAUCAAAGACAUAUUGUGGAGGAAACAACAGAAGGAAAAGAUACAGUUUGCCCUUUUUUCCUCUCCAGUACAUGACACCUUAAGUGAAGACAGUUUGAAAUGUAUGAUGUCUUUAGUGCCAUCUUGCCCAAGCGUGACUACCAUUCCUGGAUUCCCUUCUGUACCAAAGCCUAAAGCACAGAAGGAUGAGGUAGAAGUUGUUGAAUGUAUGGUGAAUCUCCUGCCAUUAUGCCCGAGAUCUUCUAAAAUUCCUGGGUUUGCAUCAUUAAGUUUGGUUGACAGAGAAAUCCACGAGGAAGAUUGGUCGUUGGUUAAAAAACCUUUGUUAGAAAAAUCACUGAAGCAAAACUCAAACCUACUGCUGCCUUCUUCUACACCCAUCUAUGGAGAACAUGUAGAUACAGAAAUCCUGAGUGAUAUGGUUGCCCUGACACCAUCCUGCCCAACAGCUAGUAUUCCUGGGUUCCCUUCUGUGGCAAAAAAGAAAACAGAAAAAUCUGGAAUAGAAAAUCAGCCUGGCACCAAUGACACUCAUGUACAGGUGGAAAAGAAUCUCAUGAGCAUUUUUCUGGAAGGAAAAGCUAUGGACAAGGCAAAGGAAAUUGGAGUGAACAUGGCUAUAGGGGAAUCUCCUGAAUGUGAAGUGAGUGGAGGUGUCCCUGACAGCCCAAACACAAAGUCAUCUGUAAAAAGGGGAGUCAAGUUGCUGGAGAAGCCAUUUUCAUCUACAGCUCAUGAUGGAACAGACAGGAGCCAAUUCCCCAGUGAAAGGCCCUCAGUGUUUCAGUUUCCCACUCAGUUUUCUGAACCCUUAAGUAGUCCUCCUGAGUUCCUUGGCAAUUUUAAGAUGAUGCCAUUUGCCCAGGCUCAGAGCUCUGAUGAAGGAAUAAGGCUGCAGUGUCCUGGGGUUGCUUCAGAUCUUGAAAAGGGAGUCAGUAGUGUUGGAGAAGAGGGAGUCCUGUCUCAGUUAGCCCAAAGUGAGAGGCAGCAAAAAGAUAUGUAUAAGGCAAAACAGUCAGAAGAGCAUUUCCAAGGGGGGAUUGUUGAAGAAGAGGGCUUAGCAACAAGACACAAGGGCACUCCAGUGGAGCUUAUGAAGACAAUAGUGGGUGUUCUACACAAAAGUUUUGAGACAAUGGCUGCCUUAUUGCAGCCAGGUGAUCCUACUACAGACACUCCCUCUGGAGAGCUACACAUGGAUACUGUGGUGGAUGUACAGUCCACUGAGCCACUUCCAUCUUCCCAUCCUGGGACUCUGUCAUCUGAAGCCCAUCAUAUUCUUGCCCAGGAGCCUUCUACUUUCGACCAUGAAGUGGAGAAACCUCAUUCUAAGGAGUUAAGCAGUGAGGGGAUAACUGAUUUUCCAACAAACACAAAGCUAAACUACUUUGUGGGAAACAAAAGGAAGCAGGAAAAAGAUCUUUCUCCAUCUCCAUCGUUAAUAAGAUCAAGGGAAGAAGAAUACAGUGAUGAUACAGGAAAGAGCUCUAUGAGAAAAUGGCCACCACUAACAGAGGCAGACCUUGACAAGAUGACCUUUAAUGAACUUGUAAAGACAGAUGAUGAAGACACUGCUUUAGAGGAGGACUCGAAAGAUUUAAAUGAAUUAAAAGUCAAAGACCAGGACCAGGAUUCUGGGCAAAUGUUAGGGAAGGAGAGGAGAUCAGAGGAAGUGGGAGCAAUGUUGUCAGCAACCUCAUGUCUGGACAUGGGCCUCCAUACAGAAUGUUCCAAACUGCAACCAUCUGAUCUGAAAGGGGUCGUUUCUUCCGAUGUCAGUAUUACACAUGAAGAUUCCCACAUUGAAGAGCAGCCACCAGUGCAUGAAAAACCACUAGAGGAUCUACAGGACAGAGCUACUGAUGUAGUCCCACCUCAGUGCCACAGGAAGAAAGGCAUCCGAUUUCCACGCAUCUCACGGGAUGUGACACAGUCCAGCAGUGGUGAGGAAACAAUACCUUUCUUGAAAGGUAUUACUUUAAUUCCAAAACACCAUGGCAAGAAGAAAGCUCUCCCUUCUCAUCCGUCCCAUGAUGAAGUAAUCCAUGAGAAUCCUAAACAAAAGACCAUUUCUGUCCUGGCAGUCAAAAAGCUUUUUCCAUCUUGGUCUAUUAAAAAGAACAAGCCUCCUCAAGAAGGACUGGUAAAAACAGGGGAUGAUGAUGAUCAAAGCGUUUCUGAAGAUAACAGAAAGAUGGACUCUGGAGACCAUCUCUGUCUUGGCAUACCAUUGGACCAGGUAGAAGCUACAAUGGACUCUUCAGGAGAUACACUUCUAUGCAAAGAUUGCCAGCCAUCUACUGAAGAGCAUUUACUAUUUGCAAAAACAGACAUGCCUGUGCCAAUGCCAAGAGCAAAGAAACGUCUUAGUGGUUCCUUCCCAGAUGAUGUACCACUUUCCAGCAUUGUUCUGCAUUCCUUAGCUCCAGUGGAUAUGGAAUCUGCUAAUCAAGACAAAGCAACAGCUAAAACACCCUCUGAGCACAGUGAGCAAAGUGUACUCACGGACAGCAUACAUGAGAAACCUGCUCCUGUCUUGCUGACCCACGAAAUUGUGCCACCCCAGCAUUGCAGAAAGAGGCAGCACAAAACAAGGAGUGACACAGAGGAGGGAGGAGCUACAGAAAAGAAGAAUAUGGACACUGAGAAAGAGAAUUUGACCAGCUCAGAGACUCUAUCUGAAAAGGACCAGUCCCAAGCAACUCAGCCACCUGGGGUUUUUGGCAACCCUUCUCAGGAGUUCCACUCUGAGGCCCAGAAGCCUCUUGAAAAUCUGCCCGUCCCGAUUCCUCGUACAAUUAAGCGGGCUGGUGACAUUUUCCCAGAUGAAACUCCACCUUCUCACUUACACUCAUCAUCUCAUUCAGACAGUAGUGAUACUAAUGUACCCUGCUUUCAGGAUGGCAAGGAAUUUGCAAAUCGUAUUGAGAUACCAGAAGGCAAAAAUACCUUGAACAAUGAUUUUGAACGUUUAAAUAAAUGUUUAAAUGAGAAGCCUGAUCCUGUCCCUAGAGUGGAUGAACCCAUACCUCCUGUGCGCAACAAGAAGAGCCAGCUUCCACAAGGGGGAGUGAAUGCUAGGGAUACUCAGAAUGAGGAAGUUAGCAAGGAAAAGCUUAUUACUGAUUUUAAAGAGCAGUCUUGCGAUGACAGGGUGGCAGGUAUUGAAAAAGAACUACUUUGUGGACCGGUUCCUAUUCCUCGAGCGAAGAAACGCCAGAGUGGCUCCUUCCCAAAUAAUAUUCCACCCCCACAUUCUCUGUUGCCCUCUCAGGUUGACAUCUCUGUAGACAAAGUGGAUGGCAGACAGUCCAUCUCUUGUGAAGCUGUUCCAACCCCAGUUCCUGAUGAAUGUUUGCCAUUAUCAUUUUUAGUCAAGAAUUUGGGUGGUCUUCAGAAGGAACCUGAGGCUUGCAGAGGAGAUACCUUGCCUAUGCUGGGUACAGCAUCAGAUGACAGAGAUUAUGGAAAGGAUGUUGAGACAGCUCAAUACCUGCCAACAACUCUUCCCUGUUUCUUAAAUGAGAAUUUAUCCGUGAUUUCCCCAGAGUCCCUCAUUUUGGACUUAGGUACACAUGAAAAGAGUAUGGAGGUUGCCAGUGAAAGUAUGGCUUUCACAGAGUCCGCUGAGGAUGCUGGAGUCCUUGGGAAGAUACCUUCUGCAGAGCUUCCCAUAGACCAGGAUGAGAGCUUGGUAGUGAGUGGGACCAAGGAGAGAGCAUUUGAAAAGAAGCAGUCAGAUACAGACUUUAAGACAGACAUCAUGGUAGAGAAUGAGGACUCUGGGGAAGAACAGGAUAAAGCAUCUGUAUGCACUGUACAGGCUGCCACUGCCUUUGAAGGAGAAAGCAGCAGAGACAGACAAGAGAUGAGGGAGGUGACUAAAGAAUUACCCAUUCCAAUGCCUCGUGUAAAGAAACGCCUAAGUGCCUCUUUCCAAGAAGAUGGUCCACCUUUGUCAUCUAAUCAAGAGGAAGCAGAUGUCCCAGUCCCAGGCCAAAGGAGAGAGGGCAACGUCUCCUCAACUCCAGUUUCUCAGGAAGUCUCUAGCCCUGCUGAACUAGUGCAAUCAAGCCAGUCACUGCUGCAGUGGUGCCAGGAGGUCACUGCGGGUUACAAAGGUGUGAAGAUCAGCAACUUCAGUACUUCUUGGCGCAAUGGUUUGGCAUUCUGUGCCAUCCUACAUCAUUUCUGCCCGGAUAAGGUGAACUAUGAAAUGCUGGACCCUUAUGACAUCAAGACAAACAACAAAAUGGCUUUCAGUGGGUUUGCAGACCUUGGCAUUUCCCCACUACUGUCCCCUUCGGACAUGAUGUUACGGGCUGUGCCGGACCGCCUGAUUGUGAUGACUUAUCUGAGCCAGAUCCGCACCCAUUUCACAGGCCAGCAGCUCAGUGUCCUUCAGAUCGAGCACAACAGCAGCCAGUCCAGCUACACUGUGGCUGAGCCUGAUGAGGGUACAGACACAGAUGCGGCUUUCCGUUACUGUGCUCAAAAGCUGCAGGCUGGGGCCAUCCCAAUGGAAACCAACGGAAGGUUAGCUGAGGGGCUCGCUAUGUUCAGCAGAAACCUGGUUCCGCCCCCUAGAACCAAGCGUGUUCUGAAAGUUGAGGAACAUCAGUCAGCAACCCAGUCGGGAGGACAGGGAGAAGGUCAGACACCUGUCGCACCGCUCAGGACCCGUGGCUCCACUGCCAGGUCCAGUUUCACCCGUGUGAGGGAUGCUGACCUUGUGAAGAAGCGGCGCUCGCAGUGCAGGAGCCUGUCCAUAGAGGACACAGAGAUACCUGAGCAGAAGGGCACCCCACAAAGUACUGCAGAGGACCCCCAGGGGGAGAGAGUCAGUGUAGCAAAGAACGGCUUGUCAGGUGCUGGAAGGUGUGAGGAAGGUGUUCAGCAGCCUGCGGCGCAGGCAGAAGAGGCCCGACAGGAACAGAAAGAUGAAAUGGAUAUCAGUCAGUAUGCACUGAGCGAGAUGCAAGCCUUGGAGAGUGAGCAGAAGCACAUCGACAGAAGGGCAACUGUGGUGGAGAGGUCCUUGAGGCAGCUUAUGGAGACAGGCAGUGACCGUGUGGAGGAGGAGAAGCUGAUACAGGAGUGGUUUACUCUGGUCAACAAGAAGAAUGCCCUCAUCAGGAGGCAGGACCACCUGCAGCUGCUGCAAGAAGAGCAGGAUCUGGAGAGGAGGUUUGAACUGUUGACCCAAGAACUGAGAGCCAUGAUGGCUGUGGAAGAUGGGCAGAAAACACAGGCCCAGCAGCACAGGGAACAGCUGCUACUGCAGGAGCUGGUGUCGCUGGUCAACCAGAGGGAUGAGCUGGUCCGGGACAUGGAUGCCAAGGAGAGGGGGGCCCUGGAGGAAGACGAGAGGCUGGAGCGGGGCCUGGAGCAGAGACGCAGGAAGUACAGCCGCAAGGAAAAGUGUGUUUUGCAGUGAGAGCCGAGGGAGCACGGCCUGCCCACAGUCCCAUUGCUGCGGAUCCACAAGCAGCACACACACAGACAUGGACAGCACCUUAUGAGAACCUGGACCCAACUCUCGAGCCAUUCGAGGUUCCUGAGGUUCAGGUUAAGACAUUUCGACCAGCCUUGACUCUUUUGGAGCUCAACGGGCUAGGCUGCAUUUUGGUACAACAUUUUUGACUGUUUACUGCUGCAUUGUUCACUUACGCAUUUAGGGUGUUUUCACAAAUGUUCUGCCUCUUUAUUUGCCAUUACAUUUUGUUUUAAUCACAGUGGAAUUGGUUUGCUUUUGGAAAUGUUUGCCCCGCACGUGUUGCGAUGCAGAGUUCACACACAAUGCAAGUGUGUUUUGUUUCAAAGCAGUAGACCCAGCAGUAAAUUCUCCACUACCUUACUACGUGGGCUUCUCUCAUUAUCUAAUGCAUGUUGUUAUUUUACAGGGUUUUGGCUGCAAAUUCCUGU